AUGGGGAACUUGUCAAUGAAACCCAAGCACCUGAGACAGCCAGAUAGACACGUAGCAAACCUCUCUAUUGGUUCUGAUGCUCUUUGCAGCAGGGUGGUUGAACUGGAAAAGGAGCUGAAAAGAAAAGAUGAAGAAUUGCAAGAGAGUCAAAGUCUCGUUGCUGAGCUUCAGGAGCAGCUGGCUAUGCAGACUAAGGUCAUAGCAGAACUCACCAAGGAACUUCAGAGCAAGUGUAUACAGCUGAACAAGCUGCAGGAUGUUAUUAAUACUCAAGGAGAACACUCUCUUCAACCUUCUCCAUUUAGAGCAACUCCAAAGAAUCAAGUCUCUGCUGACAGGAGGAAAGGAGCUAAGGAAGGUGUAUCUGCAGAGCCAACAACACAGCUAUAUGAUUUGAGCAAGCAAGCUAGGUUUUCCUUUGAAAAAUCAAGAGUCCAAAAGGAUUUCAGUGAGAAGAAGCUCAUCACAGAUGCCCUGAAUAAAAAUCAGUUCUUGAAGAGACUGGAGCCUCAGCAGAUCCGAGAUAUGGUGGAAUGUAUGUAUGAAAGGACUUUCCAGCAGGGGAGUUAUGUCACCAGACAGGGAGAGCCAGGCAAUCACAUUUUUGUGCUCAAAGAGGGCAGACUGGAAGUCUUUCAGCAGAAUAAACUCCUCUCCUCAAUACCUGUGUGGACAGCAUUUGGUGAACUAGCCAUUUUAUACAACUGCACACGGACAGCUUCUGUGAAAGCAAUCACCAAUGUGAAAACAUGGGCAUUGGACAGAGAAGUGUUUCAAAACAUCAUGAGAGUGACAGCACAGACAAGGCAAGAACAGUACAGAAGCUUUCUUAGAAGUGUGUCUCUCCUAAAAAACUUACCUGAAGAUAAACUAACCAAGAUCAUGGACUGCCUGGAGGUGGAGUACUAUGACAAGGGAGAUUAUGUUAUUCGGGAAGGAGAAGAAGGAAAUACCUUCUUUAUAAUAGCAAAAGGAAAGGUGAUAGUUACCCAGAGUACUGCAGAUCACUCACAGCCUCAGCUGAUCAAAAGUCUACAUAAAGGAGAUUACUUCGGAGAAAAGGCUCUCAUCAGUGAUGACGUCAGAUCAGCAAACGUUAUUGCAGAUGAAUAUGAUGUGGAGUGCCUUGUUAUAGAUAGAGAGACAUUUAAUCAAACCGUUGGAACUUAUGAGGAGCUCCAAAAAUACCUUGAAGGCUAUGUGGCUAACCUGGCCCGGGCUGAUGAAAAGCGACAUGCAAAAAGAAGAUCCUUCUGUGGACAGUUGACCAAAGAGGUGACUUUGGAGAUGAUACAGCUGCAGGAGAAAGUAGCCCAGUUCUCUUCUUCCCCAUUCCAGAAUUUAGAAGUUGUCACAACUCUCGGUGUUGGUGGGUUCGGAAGGGUUGAGCUUGUUAAAGUGAAAAAUGAGAACAUCGCUUUUGCUAUGAAGUGUAUAAAGAAGAAACAUGUAGUGGACACCAAACAGCAAGAGCAUAUCUAUUCUGAAAAGAGAAUUCUCGAACAGAUAUGUUCUCCAUUCAUUGUGAAACUAUAUCGUACAUUCAAGGAUAGUAAGUAUGUAUACAUGCUACUGGAGGCUUGCCUUGGAGGAGAAUUGUGGAGCUUACUGAGAGACAGAGGCAGCUUUGAUGAACCCACUACCAAGUUCUGUGUUGGGUGUGUGACAGAGGCUUUGGACUAUCUACAUCACAUAGGAAUUGUCUACAGGGACCUGAAGCCAGAAAAUUUAAUUUUGGAUGCUGAAGGAUACAUAAAAUUGGUUGAUUUUGGAUUUGCAAAGAAGAUCGGGUCAGGGCAGAAAACCUGGACAUUUUGUGGAACCCCUGAGUAUGUUGCCCCAGAAGUCAUUCUGAGUAAGGGCCAUGACUUCAGUGUGGAUUUUUGGUCCCUUGGGAUUCUUGUAUAUGAACUCCUUACUGGCAGUCCACCAUUCUCCGGGGCUGAUCAAAUGAUGACAUAUAACUUGAUUCUCAAAGGCAUUGAAAAACUGGACUUUCCUAAAAUAAUAACAAGGCGGCCUGAGGAUUUGAUCCGCAGACUUUGCAGGCAAAACCCUACAGAAAGAUUAGGCAAUCUGAGGAAUGGAAUUAAUGACAUCAAGAAGCACAGGUGGUUGAAUGGUUUUAACUGGGAUGGUCUGAAAGUGAGGAAAUUAACAUCACCUUUAAAAAGAGAGUUGUCUGGACCAACUGAUUACAGCUACUUUGAUAGCUAUCCACCUGAAGAGGGAAUCCCUCCAGAUGAACUUUCAGGCUGGGACAAGGAUUUCUGA
This is a messenger RNA of Cygnus atratus (black swan), 2274 nucleotides long. It is a transcript of the gene PRKG2, whose product is annotated as protein kinase cGMP-dependent 2. The record is from RefSeq and is a predicted model, not a curated record. Gene Ontology annotation, biological process: protein phosphorylation. Gene Ontology annotation, molecular function: cGMP-dependent protein kinase activity; ATP binding. The transcript is spliced from 19 exons. Lineage: Eukaryota; Metazoa; Chordata; Aves; Anseriformes; Anatidae. Bases 1 to 2274 code for a protein of 757 amino acids.